CCUUGGACCAACGCCGGCCUGGAGUGCUGGGUAAGUGUUGGCAGGCGUCGUUGGGAGCUCCCGUAGCCGCCUUUCCAUUCAGGACUCUGAUGGGAUGCGGGGCAGGGCUGGUCCCUUUGGUUCAGGACUGGUCCUGGAUGGGUCACCCUGGCCUCUUCUUUGGGUUUGCCUUGUCUCCUUCGGGCUCAGCAGCCUGCAGCAAGCCUGUCCUCCCCGUCCUCUGCAGGCAAAGGUUCCUGGGGCCUGCCUGCUCACCAUUCGUGUCCUGCAGGCCCAUGGCCUGCCCUCGAAGGACCUAGUGACCCCCUCUGACUGCUAUGUGAGUCUGUGGCUGCCCACAGCCUCUAGCCACAGGCUCCAGACACGCACAGUCAAGAACAGCAGAAACCCCGUCUGGAAUCAGAGCUUUCGCUUCCGAAUCCACAGCCAGCUCAAGAAUGUCUUGCAGCUGCAAGUCUUUGACCAGGAUCUUCUGACCAGCGAUGACCCCAUGUUGUCAGUGCUAUUUGACUUGGGGACUUUGCAGGCUGGGGACUUCCGCCGAGAGAGCUUCUCACUGAACCCUCAGGGUGAGGAGCGGCUAGAAGUUGAAUUUCGGCUGCAGAGAUUGACAGACUGUGCUGAGCAGCUUUUCAGCAAUGGCAUCCUGGUGGCCCGGGAGCUCUCCUGCUUGCAUGUUCGACUGGAGGAGGCGGGGGACCAGAAGCAGUCCGAGGGCAGAGUUCAGCUUGUGGUUCCUGGGUCCUGUGAGGGUCAACAUGAGGCCUCCGUGGGUGCUGACCCCUUCUGCUUCCAUUGCCCAGCCUUCUGGGAGCAGGAACUGGGUAUUCUUCUGCAGGAUGCCCCUCAAGAGCAACUGAAGGUGCCCCUAAGGGCCUUGCCCUCUGGCCAAGUGGUGAGGCUUGUCUUCCCUACGUCCCAGGAACCCCUGAUGAGGGUGGAGCUGAGAAAAGAAGAAGGACCGAGGGAGCUGGCGGUGCGGCUGGGCUGCAGCCCCUGUGCCGAGGAGCAGGCCUUCCUGAGCAGGAGGAAGCGGGUGGUGGCCAGAGCCCUGAAGCAGGCCCUGCAGCUGGAUGAUGACCUGCAGGAGGACGAGAUCCCCGUGGUAGCUGUUAUGGCCACCGGUGGUGGGAUCCGGGCGAUGGUUUCCCUCUAUGGGCAGCUGGCUGGACUGAGGGAGCUGGGUCUCUUGGAUUGCAUCUCCUACAUCACAGGGGCCUCGGGCUCCACCUGGGCUUUGGCCAACCUCUAUGAGGACCCAGAAUGGUCUCAGAAGGACCUGGCAGGGCCCACCGCGACACUGAAGACACAGGUGACCAAGAGCAAAUUGGGCGUGCUGGCCCCCAGCCAUCUCCAGCGGUACUGGCAGGAGUUGGCUGAGCGUGCCCGCCAGGGCCACCCGACCUGCUUCACCGACCUGUGGGCCCUCAUCAGCGAGGCACUGCUGCACGAUGAGCCCCAUGACCACACACUCUCAGCCCAGCGGGAGGCCCUGAGUCAUGGCCAGAACCCUCUGCCCAUCUACUGUGCCCUCAACACCAAGGAAAAGAACCUGACCACCUUUGAAUUUGGAGAGUGGUGUGAGUUCUCCCCUUACGAGGUUGGCUUUCCCAAGUACGGCGCCUUCAUCCCCUCUGAGCUCUUUGGCUCUGAGUUCUUCAUGGGGCGCCUGACCAAGCGGCUUCCUGAGUCCCGAAUCUGCUUCCUUGAAGGUAUCUGGAGCAACCUGUACGCAGCCAACCUCCAGGACAGCUUAUACUGGGCCUCAGAGCCCAGCCAGUUCUGGGACCGCUGGGCACAGGAUCGGGUCACCCUGGACAAGGAGCAGGUCCCUCUUCUGAAGAUAGAAGAGACUCCCACAGGGGCCGGCAGGAUUGCUGAGUUUUUCACUGACCUUCUGACACGGCGCCCACUGGCCCAGGCCACCCACAAUUUCCUGCGAGGCCUCCAUUUCCACAAGGACUAUUUCCAUCAUCCUUACUUUUCCACCUGGAAAGCCACCAAACUGGAUGGGCUCCCCAACCAGCUGACACCUGCAGAGCCCCACCUUUGUCUGCUGGAUGUUGGCUACCUUAUCAACACCAGCUUCCCGCCCCUCCUGCGGCCCACACGGGAUGUGGACCUCAUCCUGUCGCUGGAUUACAACCUCGGAGGAGCCUUUCAGCAGCUGCAGCUCCUGGGCCGGCUGUGCCAGGCGCAGGGCAUCCCUUUCCCGCCCAUCUCACCCAGCCCUGAGGAGCAGCGCCAGCCUCGCGAGUGCCACUUGUUUCUGGACCCAGCCUGCCCCGACGCCCCGGCUGUGCUGCACUUCCCUCUGGUGGAUGGCUCCUUCCGCGAAUACGAGGCCCCUGGCAUCCCGCGCCCCCCUGAGGAGAAGGCGGCCGGGGAGGUGAACCUGUCUUCCUCCGACUCCCCCUACCACUACUCUAAGCUGACCUACAGCCCGGAGGACGCAGACAAGCUGCUCUGCCUGACCCAUUACAACAUCUGCAACAACCGGGAGCGGCUGCUGGAGGCGCUGCGGGGUGCCCUGCAGCGGAGGCGCGGGCGGCACCAGCCCCAGUGAGGGCGUGAGGCUCCCCCGCUGCCUGCCACCCCCCCCCCAAGGCGAACAGGACAAGUUUCCUCCCCACGUGUUCCGGAGCCCCUGGGGCCUGGAGGGCCCUGCAGCCCCCAGCAACCUCGCCACAUCCACAUGCAGGGGCCUUGAGCAUCUUAAAAGGGCUGGGCCUUGGCUCCUCGGG
This is a messenger RNA of Callorhinus ursinus (northern fur seal), 2744 nucleotides long. Its product is annotated as bifunctional peptidase and (3S)-lysyl hydroxylase JMJD7. NCBI's taxonomy places the organism in Eukaryota, Metazoa, Chordata, Mammalia, Carnivora, Otariidae. Gene Ontology annotation, biological process: glycerophospholipid catabolic process. The record is from RefSeq and is a predicted model, not a curated record. Gene Ontology annotation, molecular function: calcium ion binding; calcium-dependent phospholipid binding. Gene Ontology annotation, cellular component: cytosol.